CGAUGAGUCUGACUUUUGCUUCGCAACAUCGAGCUUAUGAGAGGCGGUCAACCAGAAGUGAAGCCGAUGAGUCUGACUUUUGGUUCGGAACACAGCGGUUAUUCAAUUCGCUGUUGGUGUACGCGAAAUGUACGCGAAAUGUAAUGUACUGAAAAUCUGCUCAAAAAUCAUUUCGUCAACUCCCUUCUAUGGAAAGGAAGCUACUUCUUGCAUGAGGUGUAAAAGCAUUUGUACUAGUUCAUCAUUUGCACAUACACAGCAUUUCCAAGUCAAUUUUUGUGAGAUUUUAUGAUAUCAAGAACAGAAAUCAUCACUUGCAAUAUUUUUUUUUAAUCUCAGAGGCCAAAUUGGCAUCUAGCUGAGUUGUGGAAUAAUUUCUUUUUGAAAAUAUGGGUAGUUCACCUCCACUGGUGUUCUACAUUACGAUCUGCUGUAUUGCUUUCAUCAUAUCGAAGAUCAUUAUCUCCCUCCUCUGCUACAAAAGAUGGGUACGAAAGCGAAGGAUAAUUGAAGAUAGUUUGUCAGGUGGAAAGAUGGUAUUGUUUCGAUCGCCAACAACUCAAGCUCUCAGCGCCAAAGCUCUUAUGAAGAAGACUAUGAAGCUAACUAACAAAGAUAUUAUUGGUUCUGGAGGAUACGGCACAGUAUAUAAAUUAGUUGUGGAUGAAACCACCGCCUUCGCUGUGAAGAGGCUCAACAAGGGAAAUGACAAUAAGGAUCUUGGGUUUGAGAGAGAGCUCAAUACCAUGGGAGACAUAAAGCACAGGAACAUCGUUACUCUUCACGGAUACUAUAUUGCACCACAGUUCAAUCUUCUUAUAUACGAGUUGAUGCCAAAUGGAGGUUUGGAUGCAUUACUUCAUGGGAAAUCAGCUGCAGAAAAACCUCUUGAUUGGCCUUCAAGGUACAGAAUUGCAGUUGGAGCUGCUCGGGGUUUAUCAUACCUUCAUCAUGAUUGCAUUCCUCACAUAAUCCACCGGGAUAUAAAAUCAAGCAAUAUACUUCUGGAUCAGAACAUGGAUGCAAGGGUGUCUGAUUUUGGCUUGGCAACGAUGAUGGAACCAGAUCAAACUCAUGUGUCAACAAUGGUUGCUGGAACUUUCGGUUACUUACCUCCAGAGUAUUUCGAAACAGGCAGAGCAACAACAAAAGGAGACGUUUACAGCUUCGGCGUUGUCUUGCUUGAACUUCUUACGGGAAAAAGACCAACUGAUGAAUCAUUUAUUGAGGAAGGCUCCAGGCUUGUAACUUGGGUUAAAGGAGUAAUGGAAGAAAAGAGAGAGGAGCAUGCAAUUGAUAGUGGAUUAGUAUGUUUUCCCACAGAAGAAGUCAAGGAAGUAUUUGCAGUUGCAGACAAAUGUCUAGAUCCAGACCCCUCGAAGAGGCCAACCAUGUUUGACGUUGUUAAAAUGCUAGAACAAAUAAAGUCAGAUAAAUAAUGUUUUCGGAUUUGUUCCCUAGCUGUUCAGCAUGAGAUGAGGAAGGCCUUCUUCCAAAAAUAUUUUGAGCCUUCAAGACUUGAACUUCAUCUUAUUUAAAGGAUGGAUUCAAUGAAACAAACAACAAAAUCGCCUCUGCACAGCAUAAUAAAAAAGAUCUCCAAAGAAAAUGGAGUCUCCAAUGAUGGAAGUUUCUGCACAGUAAUACUGGCAAAAAAUGGAUUGAAGAAAUGAAAAAUUGAAUUGACAAAGUUCUCUCUCUUUUUUGAGCUUUGAAGAUCUAAUUAUCUUAGCCAAAUUUGAAUGAAACCAGUACAUAGAAUAACGUCAUUCAAAGCAUGUAUUUACUAGACAGAAAUAGAACAAAUAGUUAUUCGAUACUUUUCCUCAAUGUAUGACCUUAAUAGAUUUUUAUUUGAAGGAGCCUUGUGAUGAGUCCCAUAUCACCACAAAUGUAUAUUUAAUCCAAUGUCAAUAAGAAUUGAAUCUGAAGAGUAGGAAUA
Dendrobium catenatum is the source of this 1942-nucleotide messenger RNA. RefSeq names its product receptor-like serine/threonine-protein kinase At1g78530. The record is from RefSeq and is a predicted model, not a curated record. Bases 390 to 1439 code for a protein of 349 amino acids. The transcript has 5 exons. Lineage: Eukaryota; Viridiplantae; Streptophyta; Magnoliopsida; Asparagales; Orchidaceae. Gene Ontology annotation, biological process: protein phosphorylation. Gene Ontology annotation, molecular function: protein kinase activity; ATP binding.